Molecule: messenger RNA, 924 nt
Organism: Panicum hallii
Lineage: Eukaryota; Viridiplantae; Streptophyta; Magnoliopsida; Poales; Poaceae
Exons: 1
Source: RefSeq, a predicted model, not a curated record
CCUCCUCCCUUCUUCCUGCGCGCCGCUCGUCACCCCUCUCCUCCCUCCUCACGUGCCCACGCCUGCCGAUCCCUCAGCUCCUCCCUGCGCACCGCCACCCGUCUGCUCCCCGCCUCCCUACGCGCCGCCGCCCGUCCGCUCCCCGCCUCCCUACUUGCCGCCGUCCGUUCGCCCCCCCCCCCUUUCCUCCUCCCCGUGCGCCGCCGCUCGUCGCCCCUCUCCUCACUGUGCGCCGCCGCCCGCCGGUCCCUCCUCGGCAACUCCCUCUCUCGACCAAGCGCCACUGCCCGUCCGUCUGCCUCCCCCCCCCCCUCCCUAUCGGCCCAGCGCCUGGGGCACCCAGUGCGCCGCACCGGACUACGCGACCCCCGGAUCCGCCGCCGGGUUGCGGGCACAUGGGUGGCGGCGCAGCAGCCGGAGACGCCCUGGGCAGAGGAGACGAAGGGAGCGGCAGCGGUCGGUGGCAAGGAGCCCAAGAUCCCGGCACGGAGGUGGCGAGAUCUCCUCCGGCUGCGGAAGCAGCAGGCGUCGUCGGGGUCCGGCUCGACGGCGGCGAGUGCAUCGUCGGAGCCGAGGCCGCUGCGCCGGCUCCUCCACCGCGGGCCAAAGCCGCCGGAGCUAGAGACGCCGCUGAGCCUGCCGCUCCUCCGCGAGGCCGGCCCCGUCGCGGUGGGGCGGCGCGUCGGCGAGCGGGCGGGCGGCGUGAUGCCUGGUCGGUUGGGGGAGUGAGAGGCGGGGUCGGGUGGUUCUGCCGGCGGAGCCAUGGGGUGCCACGUGGACACUAGGUGCUUUUUAGUAGUAGAGAUAUAUGGGAAGAAUUAAGCAUGAUGCUAGGAUUGGAUGCAUGCUUAUAUGUUCCCUUAUGCACCAGAUGUUGAAGGGAAUUGUAGGAUUUCUUUGUUGUGGUCAGUAUUUUUAUCAAGA